Messenger RNA from Racocetra persica, 390 nucleotides. The record is from the annotation of a GenBank genome assembly. Lineage: Eukaryota; Fungi; Glomeromycota; Glomeromycetes; Diversisporales; Gigasporaceae.
AUGGCUAAACCAGGCAUGCUUUUCAAGUGGUUGCAUUCUGAUGUAAUCGAAAGGAACAUAAAGAAUACUUUUAGCGCCACUUUAAACACGUUAUACAAUGUUUGUCUUCUGGAUACUUCUCACAGAUCACUCUGUGACUCACUCUAUGAUAUCUUGUAUAAAGAUACAGACUUCCGUAAAAAGUCUCAAGCCCAUACUACAAUAUUUGGCUGGUUUGAGGAUGAAAAUACUAGAACCACUCAUAAAUCUUCUCCAGAAGCACAGCAAAACUUUUCCUUUACCGAAAACGAACAGGAAGCAGUUGUCGAAAAAUUCGUAGCUAAACAGUAUCCUCCUGUUAGCACAGAUUUCAAUAACGUAGAUCUUAUGUGCAUGCCAAAUUUUUUAAUA